UCGCCGCUGCCAUACUCCGGUGCCCGGUGCCGGGCUGCCGCCCAUGGCGCGCCCGCCCGGCGGGGAGAGCCCGCGCUGCGCCGCCCGCCGGCUCCACGCGAGAAUGGAGGCGUCCUGCCUGGAGCUGGCCUUGGAAGGAGAGCGUCUGUGCAAGGCUGGGGACUUCAAAGGUGGCGCAGCCUUCUUCGAAGCAGCGGUGCAAGUGGGGACAGAAGACCUGAAGACUCUCAGUGCCAUCUACAGCCAGCUAGGCAAUGCCUAUUUCUACCUAAAGCAGUACUCUAAGGCCCUGGAGUACCAUAAGCAUGACCUUACCCUGGCAAGAACCAUUGGGGACCGCAUUGGAGAAGCAAAGGCAAGUGGCAACCUUGGGAAUACAUUGAAAAUACUUGGGCAGUUUGAUGAAGCUGUUGUUUGUUGCCAGAGGCACUUGGACAUUUCUCAGGAGCAGGGAGACAAGGUAGGUGAAGCCAGAGCUCUCUAUAAUAUAGGCAAUGUUUACCAUGCAAAGGGAAAGCAUUUAUCUUGGAACAUGGCACAAGACCCAGGCUAUGUGCCUCAAGAAGUCAAGGACACACUACAGAAAGCUUCAGAGUAUUAUGAGAGGAACCUGUCUCUGGUGAAAGAGCUGGGGGACAGAGCUGCCCAGGGCCGUGCUUAUGGCAACCUUGGCAACACCCAGUACCUACUUGGCAACUUCAGUGAAGCUAUAGCCUUCCACAAGGAGCGCCUUGCUAUUGCUAAGGAGUUUGGGGACAAGGCUGCUGAGCGGAGAGCGUACAGCAACCUGGGCAAUGCGCACAUCUUCCUCGGGAGGUUUGACAUCUCUGCUGAGUACUACAAGAAAACUCUCCAACUCUCCAGACAACUCAAAGACCAAGCAGUAGAAGCCCAGGCUUGCUACAGUCUUGGAAACACAUAUACACUGCUUCAAGACUAUGAAAGAGCAAUUGAGUACCAUCUAAAACACCUGGUGAUAGCACAGGAGCUGGGAGACAGGGUGGGAGAAGGAAGAGCCUGCUGGAGUCUUGGAAAUGCCUAUGUCUCCCUGGGAAGCCAUGAACAAGCCCUGCACUUUGCAAGGAAACAUCUUGAAAUCUCCCAAGAGAUUGGGGACAGGAAUGGUGAGCUGACAGCGCAGGCGAACAUGGCCCAGCUCAGGUCGGCUCUUGGCCUGGGCCCUGGGGAUGAGGACGGCACUGUGGCCCACCGUUAUUCUGGCUACGAAGCGCAAGGGGCCAGGCCAAAGAGGAUCCAGCGAAACAGCAUGGACAGCUUAGACCUCCUGAAGUUCCCUUCUGAAAAGGACCAGAAUGGUGACAACCAUCAUGUGGGAGACCUGAAGAUCUCAGGAAAAGAGUUCUUGUCUUUACCAGUGCGAUCAAAGAAAUACCGAGAGCACCAAUCCAACUCAGAAAGAAGGUCCCACGGGUCGAGCACAUCGCCGCUGGACACGAGUGAAGUCCGAGUCCAGGUGUCACAAUCGAAAAUCAACCGGACCCCUUCGGACGAGGAAUGCUUCUUUGACCUGCUGAGCAAGUUCCAGAGCAACCGGAUGGAUGAUCAGCGCUGCCCGCUGGAGGAAUGCCCGGCGGAGGCUGCGGAGGCAGCUGCCACGCCAGUCCCUGCCCUGGAAGAACGAAUAUCACAGUCCUCGCUAAUGGCGUCUCCGCAGACGGAGGAGUUCUUUGAUCUCAUUGCCAGCUCCCAGAGCAGACGGCUGGAUGACCAGCGUGCCAACGUGGGCAACCUGCCAGGCCUCCGGAUAACACACAACAACCUGGGGCACCUGCGUGUGGAGGGAGAUGCCCAGGAGCCAGGGGAUGAGUUCUUCAACAUGCUCAUGAAGUGUCAGUCCUCCAGGAUAGAUGACCAGCGCUGCGCACCACCCGACUCCAUUCCUCGUGGCCCCACCAUGCCUGAUGAAGACUUCUUCAGCCUCAUCCAACGCAUCCAGGCCAAACGCAUGGACGAGCAGCGGGUAGAUUUGGCCUCAGCCCAGGAAGAGGCAGCAGAGGAGCAGCAGAGGCCCAGUUCCAGCUAAAAACUCGGGUUGGUUUGGAGGGUUUGUUUUAGUUUCAUUUUGUUUUUUAAAAAGAAAAUAAGCGUAGGUGGUUUCAAACCUGAGCACUCCUGCUCUACCACAGACUUCUCCCAGGAGCCACCCCAGGGACGUCAUGUUGCACCUGGCUGGUUUGCAGAGGCAGUGUUACAUGAAGGCCCACCAGCUGGGGGAUGGUUUUUAAACAUGGGUUUUAUUUUAGGUAAUGUGGCCACUGUUACACUGGACAAAGCACAAGGGAAGGUGACUUUGGCAGCCCCUUUGCUUGUCACCUAAAAACCCAGGAACUUGUGCUGUCAGCCAAAGGAGGAGCCCAGAGAGGGUAGUUAACUCCAGCCUCCAGUGUUUAUUUCCACAACACUUUUAAUUUGAUGGGAAAAGGGAAGAGCCACCUUCUCAUUUUGGAAUCCUCCCAUCUUGUCUGCAUCAUGAGAUGACAUAGAUUGCUUUGGAUCCUUCCCUGGAAUAUCUCACUCAACUUUCCUCUGCAUCUACAGGAGGAAAUGAGUCCAGGUCAGAGGCUACACAGGAUCUUUGAAAACCUUACCCCAGCUCCAGCUGCCAUCACAUUCCCUUGCACAGUUAGUUUCUUCUGGGGUUGCUGAGGACUCUGGAGUAAGUGCCCUGUGCUAUACCCUCUGCUUCCCCACCCCCACUCCUGUGCAGAGUUGUACCAGGACCUGCUGACCAAGAGCUAAGACUCUCCCGCUCUUAGCUUCUAGCACCUGGGGCGUUUGGAGACCCUCUAGGCAUCUAGAGAACAUGUGUGCAGCAAAGCCCCCUGAAAGGUAACUGCCAGCUGUGUAGCCCAAACUGCAGGCCCAGGAUAGGGGCACCUGGAUAAGAAGGAAGUGUCUGUCCAUCUCUCUAGCACACAAACCAGACUUAGCAACUCAUUGCUUUUGGUGCAGCUGCAACCAGAAGUCUCAUACAGGGUUGGGCCCUGAUGCGCAGGCACAGCAGGUGAGUGCACCCAAGGCAGGAGCCUGCGUUUGGCAUUGACCUGCUUUGACAGCCAGCAAAAUUUUCUGGCCAUGGCUUGUCAUAAAAGCAAGCAGAACCACCACCCCUCCCUUUGUGCCCAGCACCAGUGGGGAUAAUUAAUAGCUCCUUCCUCCUCUUAUUUCUCCUGGAAACAGUACUGUGCUGCUCCCAUCCCCUGCACACCCUGGUAGAGCUGCUCGAGGCAAGGCACUCCUGUUUUGCCCAAUCUACUUAGUACCAUUUCAGCAAGAAAUGGAGUCCCUUCAGAGCCCCAAGAUAGGGUGUUAGCUGGGAAGUCAGUCCCAGCUCACACGUGGGUACCAGGAGCUACACUUAUUUUCAUUCCUCCUUUUUUGGAAAAGUGGGAAAGGCAAGGCCGGAGAGGAGGGAGCAGGGAUCUAACUUCAGAAAGUAGAGUAUCUUCUUUCUUGAUUUGACCAGAGAGGCCAUCUUGGAUUUCAUAAACUCCAGCAAUGAGUUCUGCCAAAGUAGAUAUGUUCCUAUAGAGAAAUAGAUUUUGAACAAAUCAGCACUUUCCUAACUGAAAUGCAUUUAAUGGAAACAUUUCCAACCAGCAGUAAGAUUUUUAGACCAGUGAUGCUGCUCAUCGGGCAUUUAACCUGCCUGCACUGACCAUUUGGAGGGGUAGCUGCAUUUUACCUGCCACCAGGGAGCACUCACCUGCUGCACUGCUGCAUGGAUCACUCAGCAGAGACUCAACCUCCUUACUGUGGCAGGUCAAAGCUCUGGAGAUGCUGUGCUGGAGAACCAGAUAAGUGGAACCACCCAGCCACGUACGUACCAAGUUAGCUUAUGUUUCUAAAUGGGAGGAAAACGUUGAAGAUGAAGAAGACUUGACCAGCUGCAGGAGUGGGUCUAUGCAGCUCUCGGCCAGGCGGUGAACUGGAAUCUGACCGUUAAGCUUUCAGAGGUGUUAAUUAUUUGCCAUAUACUUGAAUGUAUGAGCUUAUUUAUUUUUUACAUGUGCAUUUGCUAAUGUCAUUUUAAUGGGGAAUUUCCAACCCACAGGUACUUUUUUUUCUAAAAAAUAAUCUGCCAAAUGAAUUAAUAUAUUAGAAACAAAUACAGCUCAGUGGGAAAGGGAGGUUGUGCUUAAUAAAUAUUUGUGUCUAAGCUUCAGUGACAAAAA
Rhea pennata is the source of this 4196-nucleotide messenger RNA. RefSeq names its product G protein signaling modulator 1 (gene GPSM1). The transcript is spliced from 14 exons. NCBI's taxonomy places the organism in Eukaryota, Metazoa, Chordata, Aves, Rheiformes, Rheidae. The record is from RefSeq and is a predicted model, not a curated record. Gene Ontology annotation, cellular component: cell cortex. Gene Ontology annotation, molecular function: G-protein alpha-subunit binding; GDP-dissociation inhibitor activity. Bases 44 to 2044 code for a protein of 666 amino acids. Gene Ontology annotation, biological process: establishment of mitotic spindle orientation.